CCGGAAACGGAAAACGUAUGAUGUCACAAUACCAUUGUCAACGCCCAGUCACUACCACUGUCUCUUUACAGAGACGCAAAGUUUCAACUUUGAAUUCUGAAAGUUUCUUUGGAUUCUCUUCGGCAGCCACGCUGGACUUGGCCGAUUGUCCGUGAGAGAAACCCAUCAUGCAGACCAUCAAAUGUGUUGUUGUCGGAGAUGGAGCCGUGGGAAAGACAUGUCUGCUCAUCUCCUACACAACUAACAAGUUCCCUUCAGAAUAUGUCCCCACUGUGUUUGAUAACUAUGCAGUCACAGUUAUGAUAGGUGGAGAACCCUACACAUUAGGUUUGUUUGAUACUGCUGGGCAAGAAGAUUACGAUCGUCUCCGACCCCUAAGUUAUCCACAGACAGAUGUUUUCCUUGUCUGCUUUUCUGUCGUAUCACCUUCUUCCUUCGAAAAUGUUAAAGAAAAGUGGGUACCUGAGAUCACCCACCAUUGCCAGAAGACACCUUUCCUGUUGGUGGGCACUCAAAUCGAUCUGCGAGACGAUGUGGUGACAGUAGAAAAAUUAGCUAAAAACAAACAAAAGCCCAUUACCUACGAGCAAGGGGAGAAGCUCGCCAAAGAAUUGAAAGCCGUUAAAUAUGUGGAGUGUUCGGCCCUUACCCAGAAAGGUCUGAAGAAUGUGUUUGACGAAGCGAUCCUGGCUGCUCUGGAGCCCCCGGAACCCAAGCCCAGACGAAAGUGCAGACUUCUAUAAAGAUUUCCUUUCCUAUUGGCUUUCUCCUCUCCUCCAGACAUUACAUAUUAUUAUCUCUCGGCGACGAGUCCAUAAGAAAAUUAAAAUUCGCUCUUUUUCGUAACCCGGAAUGCGUCGGCACUGGCGCCUCAGGACGUUGAGAUCGAGUCUUCAAGGGGCGUCGUCGAAAGGACCAAGACUGAAUUUAUCUCUUUGAAGAAUUUAAAAAGAAAAAAAAGUGCCACUGUUCGUCUCGUGUCCGAGAGAGAUCGCUGGGCGGCAGCGGUCGUUUUUCUUGUGUGUGUGCAUGUUUAGGAAUGGUGAGAAGCGUCAUUUUUUUUAAUCAUUGAUGCAAUACUUUUCUUUUUUUUAGUUUUUAUCUAGUGUUAUGUAAUCAUGUUUAUGUAGAGUAAAUUAUUAUGAAUGAGAUUUUUUCCUCUUGAAGAUUCUGAUGAAUUGUAAUCUGAUCCAAAGUAAUAAUUUGGCUUUUGCGAGCUCAUCGAGCAUGAGCGCCGACUCGAAAUAUUUCGGAGAUAUAUCCCCCACCUCCUUUUUCAACUUUCUACUCUAGCCAGCUGAAUAAUAUUCUUAGAAAUGCAGUUCUUGCCUGUGUUAAAUUAUUUUAAAAAUGUUUCAAAAGUAGUUUUUUACAAAAUGAUAGGAUAAUUUCUGUUAUAAUUAAAAUAGUUUUAUUUUGCAAAUUAGAAAAGCUUCUCUUAAACAAAACCCUUCGGGGGAAAACUGCCCUGUUGAAAUGUUUUCAACAGUGGCAGGUAUCCAUUACUGUAGUCGGCGCCUAUGUUUUCGAGGCUCACUGGGUAUACGACUAUGAUUACUUAAAGUGCCUCUAAACAAUUUUGGGAAGUAUAUUGUUAUAAGUGCAGUCGGUGUAGGUUUCUAGAUUGUUGGACACUAAUGACUACAUGCUCAAAAUGAAUUUUCCAAUACGCUUGAAUUUUUGACUUCUCUUCUUAAUGCAGUCAUUUCGACGGGGUUCCCGUUUUGUGAAUGAAAUGUGUAGGCAUGUCCGUUCACGUACUUUGAAGAAGUUAUUUAUCUGGGCUUACAAAAGGGCCUUAGUUGUUUAAAUGAAUUGCUUUUGAUAGGAAACUAUAAGUCAAGUAAGUGACUAGAAAUUGAAAUUUUCUAAAAUUUAAACUUCAGUACCUUCUGUAUAGUGGUCUAAGGAAUGAUUAAAUUUAAAGCAAUUUGUGUAUGUUUGAUUUGCUGAUAAUAUAAAAUAUUGAAGUGUUCAAAUUUUCUAAUAAAAGUAUUUAAAUUUUUGUAUAAUUUUUCUACAAUCUCUUUCAAUGCCAUACUAGUACUUAUUCAGUUAUAUAGGAUAACUAAUGCUCAACAUAUUUUUACUUAGGAAUUCUUUUAGAAAAGUCUUAAAUGUAUCACAAAUCAUUAGUUUUGAAUCAAACUCCCUUUUAAUGCGGCUUAUUUCCGAUUGCGGUAAGUGGUUGACAGUUGUGGUUUUAUCUCAUAAUAUAUGUAAAUUUAUUAAUCUUCUUUCCAUGAAGAUUUUCAUUGGACCAAUCUCAUGCAUCUAACUCUUAUUCCAAUUGAUUCAGUUUUGUAGGUGAUCCAUUCUUGUCAGUUUUUCAAAAAUCCUUAACCUCCUCAUUCAUGAGGUGCCUGUUGAAUUGAUCACUUCUAUCAUAUGCUUUUUUUAAACCAGAAAUAUUGUUACUUAUUCAUUUUUUCUAUUAGAAAAUAUUAAUUUCAAUGGUUGCCAGUUUCAAUUUAAAUGUCACAAGUUUGCUGUCGGCGACUGAGAAGGUCUAAGAAUUUUUGGAAUAUGUAUCUAAAUUAGCUGAACAGACUUUAUCAGAUAGUCUGCAUGAAAAUGAAUUUUGGCAUUGGGCAUAGCGGGAGCUCCGUCCGACUCCUCUCUGCUUCCCUUCCUCACUUUAAAUUAAAAAGUUUUUUCUCAUUCCGCAGUAGAGGGCUUAAAUGGUUUACUGCGUGAGGCUUUGUAGCCAAUUCAUAAGUUGUAUUAUUUUUUGAAAUGAAUAUUUUGUGUGACCUGUUUUGUUUCCCUUUGUCUUGUUUUGUACGAAUCAAAAGAGCACUGUUCAGCACAAUGUGUCUUCCUAAUAGAUUGCUGUUCAGUAUUUGGCGGAAAUUAACUAAAUUAUCGAGGCUUUACCGCUCCUUUAUGUGUUACGAUAUAAAAAAAAAGAGCCUGUGCCACAGGUUAAUGUACACUUUAUGUACUGGAUAAAGCAAUUUUUAAUAAAAACAAUUAAAUAAUUUG
This is a messenger RNA of Uloborus diversus, 2985 nucleotides long. It is a transcript of the gene Cdc42, whose product is annotated as cdc42 homolog. Gene Ontology annotation, biological process: small GTPase-mediated signal transduction. The transcript is spliced from 5 exons. NCBI's taxonomy places the organism in Eukaryota, Metazoa, Arthropoda, Arachnida, Araneae, Uloboridae. Bases 168 to 743 code for a protein of 191 amino acids. The record is from RefSeq and is a predicted model, not a curated record. Gene Ontology annotation, molecular function: GTPase activity; GTP binding.